Molecule: messenger RNA, 772 nt
Organism: Thermothelomyces thermophilus ATCC 42464
Lineage: Eukaryota; Fungi; Ascomycota; Sordariomycetes; Sordariales; Chaetomiaceae
Exons: 2
Coding region: 253-705 (150 amino acids)
Cellular component (GO): endoplasmic reticulum-Golgi intermediate compartment; extracellular exosome
Molecular function (GO): calcium ion binding
Source: RefSeq, a predicted model, not a curated record
CGAGCAGAGGGUCCGGUUGGUCCAAGCUGCCGAUGCCCAGAACGUCGCCGGGGUCUUGGCACGGGGAAACAUCAACGUCCGCUCCUACUAUAUGGUAGUCGUGGGGCAACAUUCAAUAUCCGCAUACUCGUAAGGCAGACGCUGGAACCAGAGAGCGGAACACGCCAGACCGAGAUCGCGCAAAAAAGGUUCACGGCCGCGCCGCCGAGAUUGCCCAAUUAACAUUGAGAACGCCGAAUCGGGAAACAUAGCAUGCGCCUCUCUGGUAUCAUCGUCGCCGCUCUGGCAGGGCGCGCGCUCGGCCAUGGCGACCACGGCAGCGGGUCGCAAAGGCCGGUCGUCGACGAAAAUGCGAGCUGGAUGCAGAAACACAUGGCUGAGGAGCACCACGCGGCGGACUUCGACGCUGCGUCCUUCUUCGCCUUGCACGACUUUGAUGGCGAUGGCAGCUGGGACGGCGAAGAGAUCCUCCGGACCUACGGCCUGAUGGACGAGUCGAACAAGCACGUUACGGAAGACAGGAAGGCCGAGAUUGUGGGCGUCAUCACGAAGCUGCUCGACACCAACCGCGACGGGGUCGUCAGCCGCGACGAGUUCGUCCACGUCAUAGAGGUCGAGGGCAAGACGCUGCCGGACAUGGGCACCGGCCCGGGACACCACGGCGACGACGAGUACGAGUACGAGAUUCACCACUGGGAGAAGUGAGUGCCUUACCUAACUGCUUAUCGGGUGUGGCGGUUGGGGGGGGAGUGUCCGGGUGGAGAGGGUGGCU